AACUAUAAAAGUUAGUAACUCAUAUCCCGGCUUCUCUUCGAAAUCCGGAGUCGUCAUCAGCAAAAGCGCUCUAAAAAAGCCCUAGUUUCACAGAUCUGUUUCAUUUUGCCUAAAAGCAUGUCAAGGAGAAAGGUUAGGGAGCCCAAGGAGGAGAAUACUAACCUUGGACCUGCUGUUCGAGAGGGCGAGCAUGUAUUUGGUGUGGCUCACAUUUUUGCUUCAUUUAACGACACAUUUAUACAUGUGACAGAUUUGUCUGGAAGGGAAACAAUGGUUCGCAUCACUGGUGGUAUGAAGGUGAAAGCCGAUAGGGAUGAGUCUUCUCCUUAUGCAGCCAUGCUUGCAGCGCAAGAUGUUGCUCAACGCUGCAAGGAGUUGGGUAUUACUGCCCUUCAUAUAAAGCUUCGAGCUACUGGAGGGAACAAGACCAAGACACCUGGUCCUGGUGCCCAGUCAGCACUUAGAGCCCUUGCUCGUUCAGGCAUGAAAAUUGGACGCAUUGAGGAUGUUACCCCUAUUCCCACUGACAGUACCCGCAGAAAGGGUGGAAGACGUGGAAGAAGGCUGUGAUUUUUUGCUUCAUAUCUAUUACUCAUCUACUGCUGCUGCUGCGACGAUGCUUGGAGUUUUCUUUCUUUUUUAAACAAUUUUCUGGUUUAGAUUCAAGCUUGCUUCGCCCUGUUCUCUUGUUGCACAUUUCUAAUUCCUGAAUGGAUUUUGAUCUUAAUUUACAGACAAAAGUUGCGCAACUCUUUAAUCCACCUUUAAAGUUUAACUUUUAUUUGUCCUUGUUUUUCCUUGUCCAGUCAUAACGUGUUAUGGCAGAUACGAACGCCUUACUUUUGUUUGAUGGCGUUCGGAAUUUCAAUCUUGAGAUAAAAAUAUUGCCCAAUGUCAUAGUUUUUCAGUCCUUGCUAGUUUUUCAGGGGAUUAUUUAACCUGUUCAAUCACAGUAAUUUUUAUAUAGGAGUUCAUUAUAGAAUGAAUAUCACAUAAUAUUUUUGGUGGAUUUUACAUAAUUUUAAACUUCGAUUCAUUAAUUGUAAUUCAAGUUAAUUAGGGGCAUCGGUCUUGUUGGCAGGUUUAAUUGACUGCAUAGCUAGUGCCUCAUCUUUUAUGAAUUCUGCCUACGGUCAAC
Durio zibethinus is the source of this 1138-nucleotide messenger RNA. RefSeq names its product small ribosomal subunit protein uS11z-like. Gene Ontology annotation, biological process: translation. The record is from RefSeq and is a predicted model, not a curated record. Lineage: Eukaryota; Viridiplantae; Streptophyta; Magnoliopsida; Malvales; Malvaceae. Gene Ontology annotation, molecular function: structural constituent of ribosome. Gene Ontology annotation, cellular component: ribosome.